Molecule: messenger RNA, 576 nt
Organism: Suhomyces tanzawaensis NRRL Y-17324
Lineage: Eukaryota; Fungi; Ascomycota; Pichiomycetes; Serinales; Debaryomycetaceae
Gene: UBC8
Product: E2 ubiquitin-conjugating protein
Exons: 1
Coding region: 1-576 (191 amino acids)
Biological process (GO): protein polyubiquitination; ubiquitin-dependent protein catabolic process
Cellular component (GO): nucleus
Molecular function (GO): ubiquitin conjugating enzyme activity
Source: RefSeq, a predicted model, not a curated record
AUGACAUCUCCCAAAAGACGGAUGGAAAAGGAUGUAAUGGAGCUCAUGAUGAGUGACCAUGAAGUCUCGUUGAUUCAAGAUUCUAUCCAGCAAUUCUUUGUCAUCUUUAAAGGGCCUGGCGACACUCCGUACGUCGGAGGUACCUGGAAGAUUAGAGUAGAAUUGCCUGACCAGUACCCCAUCAAAUCCCCUUCUAUUGGGUUCACCAACAAGAUCUAUCACCCCAAUAUCGAUGAGGGCUCGGGCUCAGUUUGUCUUGAUGUGAUUAAUCAAACCUGGCUGCCAAUGUUCGGGUUGUUGAACAUCUUUGAGAACUUCUUGCCUCACUUGUUGCGCUAUGCCAACCCCAGCGAUCCUUUGAAUACUGAAGCCUCGACCUUGAUGACUAAGGACGAGGCGAAGUAUACUGAUACUGUCAAGCAUUACGUACAGAAGUAUGCCAAGAAUGUGACACUCGAUGAUGACGAGGUCAACGGCAAAGAUGGUGAAGAUGACGAAGAUGACGAGCUCAGCGACGUAGGAAGCUUAUCGAGUGAUGACGAAGAAGAAGAAGCAGUGGGAGCACUCGAUUUGUGA